AUGUGUGGAAUCUUUGCUUAUCUUAACUUUUUAACUCCAAAAACCAGGCAAGAAAUUGUAGAUAUUCUUCUACAGGGACUUGCACGGAUGGAAUAUCGUGGUUAUGAUUCUGCAGGUAUUGCUAUCGAUGGAAGCAAUGAUGUAACAAAUCCACAUGGUAAUGUUGUUACACUUCGUUCUGUAGGGAAGGUAGAUAUUCUUCGUCAGCAUAUCUAUGCAAAAGAUAACUUAGAUUUUACAAUGAAUUAUGAUGUCCAUUGUGGAAUUGCUCAUACUCGUUGGGCUACUCAUGGUAUCCCUUGUGAAGCAAAUUCCCAUCCACAACGUUCAAACUCAAAAAAUGAAUUUCUUGUUGUUCACAAUGGAAUACUAACAAAUUACCGUGAAAUUAAAGAGUACCUCAUCAGAAAAGGGUUUGAAUUUGAGAGCGAAACUGAUACUGAGAUUAUUGCUAAACUCAUUCAACAUCUUUCUGAUAGAUAUCCGAGUUUUAGUUUUAGACAACUUGUUGAAACAACAAUUCAACAGCUUGAAGGAGCUUUCGCUUUAGCUUUCAAAUCAACGAGGUUCCCUGGACAGCUCGCCGCAACAAGGCGUGGAAGUCCUUUAUUGGUUGGCAUUAAAAGUGCAUCAAAGUUAACUUCAAAUCAUUUCCCAGUAAUUUUCAGUAAAGCUCGUAAUUUGAAUUCUUCAUUGAAUGGAGUUUUAGAUUACUCAAACUUACAUGAUGGUUCUGGAUUUGAAACUCCACUUGAAUCUAGUACUCCUUUUGAUCUUAAACAGCGCCGUGAUUCUUUCAGCACUUUUAAGGCAUCUGAAAAUCCAAACUUUGAAGUUGAAUACUUUAUUGCAUCUGAUGCCAGUGCAAUAAUUGAACAUACAAAACAGGUUAUCUAUCUUGAAGACGAUGAUGUUGCUAUGAUUGCAGAUGGUUCAUUGUCAAUUCAUAGAAUUAAACGCUCUAACAGUGAACGUGAAACACCUGAGACUCGUGCCGUACAUUCUCUUAAUAUGGAACUCCAACAAAUCAUGAGAGGAUCAUACAAAACAUUUAUGCAAAAGGAGAUAUUUGAACAACCUGAGUCAGCUGUCAACACUAUGAGAGGAAGAGUUCUUGUUGAUGGAAAUAUUGUUCUUGGAGGUAUAAAAGAUUAUAUUCAAGACAUAAAAAGAUGUCGCAGAUUGAUUAUGAUUGCUUGUGGUACUUCAUAUAAUUCUGCUAUUGCUUGUCGUCAAAUUAUAGAAGAGUUAACCGAACUUCCUGUCAUUCUAGAAUUGGCUAGUGAUUUUCUUGAUAGAGAAACACCUAUCUUCAGGGAUGAUGUAUGUUUCUUUAUCUCUCAAUCAGGAGAAACUGCUGAUACUUUGAAUGCUCUAAGAUACUGUAAACCUAAAGGUGCCUUGUUAAUUGGUAUUACAAAUACUGUUGGAAGUUCAAUUUGUAGAGAAUCCCAUUGUGGUGUUCAUAUUAAUGCUGGUCCAGAAAUUGGUGUUGCCUCAACAAAAGCCUAUACAUCACAAAUUAUUUCUAUUAUAAUGUUUGCCUUAUCAUUAUCUGACGAUCGCAUUUCAUUGGUAAAAAGAAGACAGGAGAUAAUUGAUGGCCUUAGAAAUCUUCCAGAACUUAUCAAAUCAGUCUUAGAACUUGAUUCAAAAAUACUUGAAAUAGCCAAAAGUAUUUACAAAGAACAGUCUUUAUUAAUUAUGGGACGUGGUUAUAACUUUGCCACCUGCCUUGAAGGAGCUUUAAAGAUAAAAGAACUUUCAUAUAUGCAUUGUGAAGGCAUUAUGUCCGGAGAAUUAAAACAUGGUCCAUUGGCAAUGGUUGAUGAAAACAUUCCUAUUGUUAUGAUUAUUUGUAACGAUCAUGUCUUCAAGCGUUCUAUAAAUGCCCUUCAACAGGUUAAGGCAAGAAAUGGCAGACCAAUAUUGAUUGUUGAUGAUUCUGUUCCGGAAGAAUUUAUCUCCAAUUGUGACAAGGUUCUUCGCGUACCAAAAACUGUUGAUUGUCUUCAAAGUAUUCUUACCGUUAUCCCACUCCAAUUACUUUCAUAUCACAUUGCUGAGCUUAAUGGUCAUAAUGUUGAUAGACCAAGAAAUUUAGCUAAAUCAGUAACCGUUGAGUAG
This is a messenger RNA of Strongyloides ratti, 2127 nucleotides long. RefSeq names its product Glutamine--fructose-6-phosphate aminotransferase [isomerizing] 1. The record is from RefSeq and is a predicted model, not a curated record. Lineage: Eukaryota; Metazoa; Nematoda; Chromadorea; Rhabditida; Strongyloididae. Gene Ontology annotation, molecular function: carbohydrate derivative binding; L-glutamine:D-fructose-6-phosphate transaminase (isomerizing) activity. The transcript is spliced from 4 exons. Gene Ontology annotation, biological process: carbohydrate derivative biosynthetic process; protein N-linked glycosylation; UDP-N-acetylglucosamine metabolic process. Bases 1 to 2127 code for a protein of 708 amino acids.